Molecule: messenger RNA, 1653 nt
Organism: Durusdinium trenchii
Lineage: Eukaryota; Dinophyceae; Suessiales; Symbiodiniaceae
Source: the annotation of a GenBank genome assembly
UUUUGAUUAUGUUUUGCAAACAUCCUUUCAUUGUCCUCUUGGCCGUGUCCAACAUUUCCAUCCUUUCGUUCUCUUUUGUUUUUCUUUGUGGGUGGAUUUUGUGUUUUGGUUUGCUUUGCGGGAGGACUGCUUGAUCCUUUUGUCGCCCUGCUGCCGUUGUCCUUUCCCUAGUGUUUUUCCCUUUCAUUGCUCACUGGGAAUAUACAAAUAUACAAAUAUACAAUGGAAAUGGUGCUGUGCCCCUGGGAACGUUUGAUUGCAAGGUAAUUGCUUGAUUGGUUGUCACCAAAAAGUCGUUUCUUCUGAAAUCCCUAUGACUUGUCUUUGGCUGGUCGGCCCCUCGCACCUCUAAACUAUGUUUGGUGAACAGGUUCAUUCCUGCCCUCAGAAGGCCCGGGUCGGACAAGGACCUGGCCCAGAUUGCCCAGCUGUAUGAAUUGCAGAAAGAUUGUCAUCGGCUCGGUGAUCUUAACCUGGGUUUUGCUUUGGCCUCCGAAGUUUCCCUAUCGAAUAAUUUCUUUUGAUACUAUUCUGAAUUUUUGACCCCUCACCCAAGGGUGAACAUGUUUGUGUGCACUGUAUUGUUUUCCUUGGAUUGAGUCACCUGCAGUACACAUUCCUAUAUAAAUUGUAUGCUUACUACAGUUCACCAACUGUAGGAAUGACUCUCGGAAAUUGUAAAUGUAAAUGGUGUAUUUGACAGUUAAAUUGUAUGGUUAACGUGUAAAUUGCAGUAUUUUGUUAAAUUGGUUAAACUGUGGGUGCUGCGGAGACAAGACGAAGACCGCCGCAAGACGGAGCUGAAACUGGUUGCCCUGUUGGACUCGGUGAAUGCACCCCUGAAAGGAUGCGCACUGCUUUGCUCACUUCGGGCGAUGAAUCAGGCGAAGUCAUCCAGCUGAUGGCCUAUCUCAGGCAAGAGUUAAGCAGCAUUUUGCUACGCUUGUUGAAAGUGGAUUUGGAAGAAUGCCUGAUGCGAGAGUUAAAGACACUCUACUGCUCGCUGCUGACAGCCUGGCAUGCAGAGGCUGGACAGGUUGAAGCUCUAAAUGCACUUGCUGCUCACAUCAGGAAGCUUUGUGAAGCCUAAGGGUGAACAAAGUUUCAAUCAGCUCUAGCUACAAAGCUACUAGUGUUUCCCAUUACUUCGCCCUGCCUUUGUACAGAGGGCGCUGAAAACACAACGGGAGGCUGCUCAAUGGCUAGAAUGCAAGAGUGGAUUGGUCGAUUGGUUGUUGCAGUCAGCACAAUGUCCUGAUCCAACGAAUGUCCGAAGCUGCUUUUGCUCGAGUGUUGGCAAUCGUGGAGUACGCAGACUGCUUCCAGCAAUGCAGUCUCUAUCAGGGCGGGGCCUUCCCCUGUCAGAAGACUGUGAGGGAACCUGUCUCCAACUCUUUCCUAGGCUACCUUGACAGUUUUGUUGCCAAAGAGAAGGAGGAAGAAGAUGAGCCAGAUGAGGAGAGGUCUGUUGCCGAAGACAUGUCCUGGCUUCCUCGACUGUCGUGGCAGUAUAAGCAUCCAAUUCGCCGUUAUGACCAUUACUGUUUGAUCGCCAUAGCGCUGUUUUGGGCCUAGUCUGACUGGAAGAGAGACAUGAAUGAGCGCCUACCAAAACCUGUCCUUGUUCCAACGCACUAUCCGAAAAAACAGUGG